UGGGAAUCUAAAUUGAGUCUCUAGGGUUUCUUGAGAUGGCGGAAGAAGCACAGUAUUCAUCUGGAACCGAGUCUACACCUCUUAAGCGCAAGUACGAUGACCAACCCAGACCCACCGGUUUCUCCGCCCCUAUCUCCCCUCCUCCACCCGCCACCGGCAUCGAGCUUGCCAAACAGCGUGCUCAAGAGGUCGCUGCUCGUCUCCUCAGUGGUGCUCCUCCCCCUGCCUUUGAUGUCAAGCGAACCAAGGUCGACAAUGGUGCUCCUCUCACUGGCUUUGAUUCCUUUGUUAACACAGAUAUGAAGGCUCAAUAUUCAGCUCCUUCUUCUGGUCCUGUGUCUUAUGGCCAUGGUCAUCAAGGUACAACAAAGAAGAUAGAUAUCCCUAAUGGUAGGGUGGGUGUCAUUAUUGGUAAAGGAGGGGAGACCAUAAAGUAUCUUCAGUUGCAGUCUGGGGCUAAAAUCCAAGUUACUCGUGAUAUGGAUGCUGAUCCCAAUUCUCUAAAUAGGAUGGUUGAGCUUAUGGGUACUCCUGAUGCUAUUGCCUCUGCUGAGAAACUCAUCAACGAAGUUCUUGCUGAGGCUGAAUCUGGGGGUUCUGGCAUUGUUACUCGACGACUGACUGGACAAUCUGGGGCUGAUGAAUUUUCGAUGAAAAUCCCAAACAACAAGGUUGGCCUUAUAAUUGGUAAAGGAGGUGAAACAAUAAAGAAUAUGCAAGCUUCCACUGGAGCACGAAUUCAGGUGAUACCUCUGCAUCUUCCCCCAGGUGACAUGUCAACAGAAAGAACAUUAAAAGUUGAUGGAACACCCGAGCAAAUUGAGUCUGCAAAGCAGUUGGUUAAUCAAAUCAUCACUGGUGAGAACCGUCUUAGAAAUCCAGCAAACUCAGGUUAUCCUCAGCAAGGUUACCAAGCUCGACCACCGUCUAGCUGGGCUCCCCCUGUUGCUCCUAUGCAACAAUCUGGUUAUGGAUAUGUGCAGCCUGGAGGGUACUCUGGUCCAUCACCCCAGUAUAACAUGCCUCAGCCACCAUACCCAGGCUAUCCUCCCCAGCAAUCGGGUGGAUAUUCCACGAACUGGGACCAGUCCACUGCAGCUCCUCACCAGCAGUCUACUCAUGCUGGUGGUUAUGAUUAUUAUAGUCAACAGCCACAGCAACAGCAAAAUCCUGGGGGUCCUGCACCUCCAGCUGAUGGGUCCACAUACAAUUACAGUCAACAACCUUCCUCUGGUUAUAACCAGCCAGGACAAGGUUAUGCUCAGGAUGGCUAUAGUGCAUAUAAUGCGCAACAAUCUGGGUAUGGUCAGCCACCAACAUAUGACCAGCAGCAAGGCUAUGGCUCAGCUCCCAGCUAUGGUAGUGGGAGUAACCCGGCACAAGAGGGCCACACUGCCAACUAUGGAUCGCAGGGAGAUUCAGCCCAAGCUCCACCUGUUCAACCCUCCUCUACCAUUGCCCAGCAAGGUUAUGCUACCAACCAACAGCCCAGCACAAACACUGCAAACUAUCCACCUCAAGGAACUCAGCCAGGUUAUGGGGUACCCCCUACCUCCCAAGCAGCUUAUGGCAAUCAACCACAGUCUGGUUAUGGACCAGGUUAUGGACCCCCUCAAUCUCAGAAGCCAAGUAGCAAUCCACCUGUUUAUGGACAGUCACAGUCACCUAGCGCAGCUGGAGGCUAUGGUCAGUCAGCGUAUCCCCCUGCCCAGCCCCCACCUUCUGGGUAUACUCAACCAGAAUCAGGCCCGCAAAGAGCUCCACCAUCUGGUUAUGGUGGUGCAGUGCAACCAGGGUAUGGUCCCCAAUCAUAUGGUGCUCCUGGUGGCCAGCCUGGUUAUGUUCAGGCACCGCCAUCAUACGGCAACAGUUCUUAUGGUGCUGGUUAUACUCAAACUCCAGGAUAUACUAGUGAUGGUAGUGCUGGCGGCAAUGGUCGUGGAAGCUAUGAUGGAGCACCUGCACAGGCUGUUCAACAGAGUACUGUUGCUAAAGCGUCACCUCAGAGUUAAUAUUUUUGUGUUUUUUGUUAUUUUAUUUCGUUUUAUUUUCUGGAUUGAUGGUUUUGUCGUCUCUCGCGUCUCAGACUUCUUUAUAGCAUUAGUGUUUAGAUGGAAGCAUUGAUGUAUUGAAAUUUUCUACUUUUUAAAUAUUUUGUACGGUUAAAUAGGAACUCACAUUUUGAUCUAUUGUCGGAUGGUGUACUUGCAUAUUUUUUUUUUGAAUUAUAUUGACCCAUGCACCUUUGCU
Gastrolobium bilobum is the source of this 2250-nucleotide messenger RNA. RefSeq lists its product as uncharacterized. Gene Ontology annotation, cellular component: cytoplasm. The transcript is spliced from 6 exons. Lineage: Eukaryota; Viridiplantae; Streptophyta; Magnoliopsida; Fabales; Fabaceae. Gene Ontology annotation, molecular function: mRNA binding. The record is from RefSeq and is a predicted model, not a curated record. Bases 36 to 2012 code for a protein of 658 amino acids. Gene Ontology annotation, biological process: regulation of gene expression.